Molecule: messenger RNA, 11343 nt
Organism: Podarcis lilfordi (Lilford's wall lizard)
Lineage: Eukaryota; Metazoa; Chordata; Lepidosauria; Squamata; Lacertidae
Source: the annotation of a GenBank genome assembly
AUGGGUGAAAUAGAGCAGAUGAAGCAAGAAGCUGAGCAGCUGAAGAAGCAGAUUGAGGUAAUGUGGGGUGGGGCGCGUAAGCCAGGAUGAGAACCUAGCCCCCUCCAGACAUUCUUGGCCUCCAUGGUCAAUGGUCAGGGAUGGUAGGAAUCGUAGUCCAAAAAACAUCUAAAGCAGUGUUUCCCAAACUUGGGUCUCCAUCUAUUUUUUGGACUACAACUGCCAUCAUCCCUAGCUAGUAAGAAGACCAGUGGUCGGGGAUGAUGGGAAUUGUAGUCCGAAAACAGCUGGCAUCCAGAGGUUGGGAAACACUGAUCCAGAAGGCCAGAGGUUCUCCAUCUAUGGUGUGAGGGCCAAGCUAUGAAUCAGGAAGACCCUAGUCCCAAUCUUCCUUGCCAUUUACAAUAAGAAAUAAGAAAUAAAUCAGAUGAGAGAAUCUUUCAUAUAAACGCCAACCCCCCCCCUCCCCAAUUUUUCAAUUGACUUGCCUAAGAUCCAGGACAAAGCGCCACCUUCCGGAAAUUCCCACCGAACAUCAAUUCCGCCUUUGAAAUCCCAGUAAUGUCUGGGGAAAUCCAGACACAUUGCAGCCCUGUUGUAGACACAGACCUUCUUUGGAUAAAUGCAGUGAUAGUUGGUGUGAAUUUAUGCAUAACAUAUUAGGUUAUUGAUGUGUAUUAGGAUAAUAAGAAUAAACACGGCUGUAUAUUAAAUGUAUGGUCAUGUAACAGUAUUUUUUAAAUAUUCUUUUACUCUCCCUUUUUUCUCCUAUUUUUUCUCAGUCUUUUUAUAAAUGAAAUUCUUCUUCUAUUAUUAUUAUUAUUAUUAUUAUUAUUAUUAUUAUUAUUAUCCAAGGCCAGGUAAUCUGAGACAGCCAGCUUCCACAAAGAUACAGAAGAUCUCCAGGCCUACUGCCUCUUUUUGCCUGCAAUUUCACUCCAUCUCUCCUUUGUUGCAGGAUGCCCGAAAAGCUUGUGCGGACACUACGCUUGCACAGGUAGGAAGGGCUGAUACUAAAUCACUGUGUCUGGGCAGAAUUUGUCUAAGGGGAAGAAUCCAUCAGGGCUCAGAAGAGAGGAGUGGAGUUUCCCGUAAUCACCUGUGGCCAGGGCCGGCCCAUCCAUUAGGGUAAAGAAGAGAGGAAGAAGUCGCCUCAGGCAGCAGAUGAUGGGGGGGAGGGUAUAAGGAGUAGCAGUGACUAGGCAUUGGAGUAUAGAGUCACACAGCCUGUACUGUACAACCAAAGGUGGCCUACAGUCCUCAGGUGCAGUGAGGUGUGCUGGUCCCGGGGGCUAACCGAGAGGUGAUGUCCAAGUCCAGUUCGAGAUCAAUGGUGCACAAUGAAGGCAGUCCAUAGAAGUUGAAGCUGGGUGCAGGGCAGGGUGUCAGGUGAGGUCAGGAGCUCCGGCAGGGAAGCAGGUCAGGGAUCAGGCUGGAACUGACAACCAACGAUGUUGCUCCUGCAACUUGGGACUGGGGCUGGCUGGCUUUUAUCUCCCCCGAGGCAUAGGGCGGCCCCGAUCCACAGGUGACUCGCCUCUCCUGGCCUGGAGGACAGUACUCCUCCUGCGGGAACUUAGUUCCCUCCGCCUCUCUGCCCAGAGCCUCCGCAGCUCAGGAGAGGCUGGAGGGUUACUGGACCCAGAGGCAACCUCCUCUUCCCCUGAUGGGGCUGAGAGUGGAGCACCUGCAGGCAAUGGGUCCUCCAUCCCCUCAGGAGCCAGAGCAGACUCAGCUGAUGCCUGCACCUGAGGACCCAGCACAGGUGAGGACCCUUCAGGCUCAUGCCCCAGCCCCAGCUCAGCUGGUUCUGGAGGCGGGGACUCCUGUGCAGGCUGGGAUCCCUCAGGUUCAGCAUUCGGAUCUGAUUCCCAGACCAUCACAUGAGGGAUGCUGAUUAACUUUCAGUUACUCAGCGGCAAGAAGAGGAAAAAGGAAUAAAGAUUGUUCACACAAAGAGUUCCUUCCUCUGUUUAAUCUUUAUUGUCAACCAGAAAUCAGGCUUUUCACUCUGCCUUAGCCAGCUUCCCCUCUCUUCUUUGAGACUCUUACAAGCUUCCCGAUCAGAAAUUUUCACCAGCAGACAGAGAAAUAUCUAAGUUACAAUUUUUCUGGUGCCAAAAAUGUUUUAAGAAAGAGAGGGUGCAGAUCUUCUGACCACGAAUGGUUCUUUGAGUGAGAUGUCAGUUCCUCGACUCGCCAGCUCAUUUUAGCUCCCAUCUGAGCCCCCCAGCAGAAAACAGCUUUGAUCAGAGCAUUUGAGUUUAUUCCCUCGAUCACUCUUUAUCUCAGAGUUCCUGGUUGUCAGACAUUCAGUCUGAUUACCAUCAAUCACCAGGUUGUUAUCUCCUGUCAUCAGAGAGCAGAGACUGUCAACCCACCAUUCCUUCCGCCAGAAGUCCCCUGUUUAAGGUGGUUUGUGUACAUGGAAGGAGAGACGAACUAAUACAAUGCAGCCAUGACAGUGUGUGUUCAUACCCGCAUUGUCCCUCCUUCCGCCAUACACCUUUGAUGGCAGGGGCUGAAACUUCCUCCUUUCUCUGCAGCUUGUGUCCGGGCUGGAAGUGGUUGGGCGCAUUCAGAUGCGUACACGGAGGACUCUGCGUGGACACCUGGCUAAGAUCUAUGCUUGUCACUGGUCCACAGAUUCCAAGUAAGUGACGCAAAAGGAUUGCGCCUGCUUCCCCUUGUUGCGCCCUGGGCCAGAAGCUCCUUCCCUCAGGCUCAAGGUAUUUUGGCACCUGAGGCAAACCACAAAAUGGUGCCCCUACCCCCAGCUGGUGAAGAAGGGGUGAGGGAGAAUCAAAUCAGCCUUAUAAUGGUUGAAGUGGGAAUCAAGGGCCGUCAUGUAAAUUGUUGGUGUUGUAUCAUCAUUGUGAUGCUAUUGUGUGAGUCUAAGCUAUAAGAGUGCCCUGUAGGCAGAGAAAGACAAGCCCACCCUUCCACUACCCCUUAAUUACUCAAGUGUAGUAAUUACGUUGACAUCAAAACGCCAGUCCAUAUCUCUCCCCCCCCCCCGGUCCUAUUUAAUCCAGGUAUAACGUUCUUGGGGGGACGCAAUAAUUAAAACAACAACACCUGUUGCCAGCCACCUGUUAGCAAUAUCUCAAUAGACCAUGAAAAUUAAGUCCUCUUCUGGAAGUGCCCAAUGUAGAUGAAAGCACAAAAUUGCCCUUGAGAAUAUGGACUGAACCUUGAAGAAGAAGAAGAAGAAGAGGAGGAGGAGGAGGAGGAGGAGGAGGAGGAGUUUGGACUUGAUAUCCCGCCUAUCACACCCCUUAAGGAGUCUCAAAGCGGCUAACAAUCUCCUUUCCCUUCCUCCCCAACAACAAACACUUUGUGAGGUGAGUGAGGCUGAGAGACUUCAGAGAAGUAUGACCAGCCCAAGGUCACCCAGCAGCUGCAUGUGGAGGAGCGGAGAUGCGAACCCAGUUCACCAGAUUACGAGUCCACCACUCUUAACCACUAUAUCAGGCUUCCUCAACCUUGGCCAUCCAGAUGUUUUGAGACUACAAUUCCCAUCAUCCCUGACCACUGGUCCUGCUAGCUAGGGAUCAUGGGAGUUGUAGGCCAAAAACAUCUGGAGGGCGAAGGUUGAGGAAGCCUGCUGGCUCCCAGUUCCAGUUUGGUAGCCCUGAAGGUUUGGUAGCCCUGGGGAGAAAGGCAGUGGCUUGAGAGAGCCUUCAGGUCCUUUCUGGUCAAAGCAACCAAGCUGACGUUCACCUGGUUCUCUCCCUUAGGCUCAUGGUCAGUGCCUCACAAGAUGGGAAACUUAUUGUCUGGGACACAUACACAACCAACAAGGUAAGGGAUAUUAUCAGCAGGUACGAACCAUCUAGCAGUCAGCAAGAUCAGAAAUGAAAAGAUGCCAAUUUCCCCCAGAGCCACAAACAUCUUAUUCCUGAGUUUGUUUUGCUGCAUCUUAAUUACAGCCCGUGUUUCUUUCAAUGUUCCAGCUACAUCUGCUUGCAUAAUAUUGCUUGAUAGAAACAUGGAGUUGGAAGGGACCUGGAUGGGGGGGGGGGGGUUAUCUAGCCCAAACCCCUGCAAUGCAGGAAUCUCAAUGAAAGCACCCAUGUCAGAUGGCCAUUAGGGCUGGGCGAUAUAUAUCAAAAUAUCGUCCAAAACCUGUCUGACGUCCAUAUUGGUUUCAUAAUUUUUGACCUGUCAAAAUGUCGCGAAUCGUGUGUGUGUGUGUGUGUGUGUAUGUGAUGCAAAAAUCAAAAUGUGGGCAAAACCAUGAAUCCAGCCAAGGCCUCUGCAUAGCUCCAUCCUUGUUUCAGACAUCAUGAUAAAUCAUUAUAGUGCGAUGUUUAGCUGGUUAUAUAUCGUGAUGUUGAAAACCAGAUACAGUAUUAAAGGUAAAGGUAAAGGGACCCCUGACCAUUAGGUCCAGUCGUGGCCGACUCUGGGGUUGCGGUGCUCAUCUUGCUUUACUGGCCGAGGUAGCCAGUGUACAGCUUCCAGGUCAUGUGGCCAGCAUGACUAAGCCGCUUCUGGCGAACCAGUGCAGUGCACGGAAACGCCGUUUACCUCCCGCCAGAGUGGUACCUAUUUAUCUACUUGCACUUUGACGUGCUUUCGAACUGCUAGGUGGGCAGGAGCUGAGAUCGGGCAACGGGAGCUCACCCCGUCGCGGGGAUUCGAACCGCCGACCUUCUGAUCGGCAAGCCCUAGGCGCUGUGGUUUAACCCACAGCGCCACCCGCGUCCCACAGUAUUACCCAGCCCUAAAUUGGCCAUCCAACCUUACUUUGGAUUUCUACCCUGUCCUCUGAUCCCAGGUUCAUGCCAUCCCUCUACGCUCCUCCUGGGUCAUGACCUGUGCCUACGCCCCAUCAGGGAAUUUUGUGGCCUGCGGAGGUCUCGACAACAUGUGCUCCAUCUACAACCUCAAGAGCCGCGAAGGGAAUGUGAAAGUGAGCCGGGAGCUCUCAGCCCAUACAGGUGAUCUUUCUGCCAGGGCGUUGCACCUUCUGUCCUCCCACAGAAUCACAGGAAACACACAGGGAGCAGCACCAAGUGCCAAAUUCAACUUCCUGGACCUCCCAGCUUGACACAAGAUGCUGCCUUCUUUCAAGUUACAGCAUUGACCAAAUCCGCUCUCUGCACUGUCUGGCAGCUGCUCUUCUGGGUUUCAUGCAGGAUUCCUGGGGAGAUGGAGAAGUUUCUAGCCCUGUGAUUGUGAAGAUAUGCUUACAAGUGUGGGGGUAACAUGAGGAGCCCAAGGGGUUGCUGAAUACGACUCCCAGUGGUAACCCUGUGUAGAUCCUUGUUCCUCUCUACAAAGUGGGAUAAAUGAUCGUUCUUAUAGUAAAGGUAACGGUAAAGGGACCCCUGACCAUUAGGUCCAGUCGUGGCCGACUCUGGGGUUGUGGCGCUCAUCUUGCUUUAUUGGCCAAGGGAGCCGGCGUACAGCUUCCGGGUCAUGUGGCCAGCAGGACUAAGCUGCUUCUGGCGAACCAGAGCAGCACACGGAAAUGCCGUUUACCUUCCCACCGCAGUGGUACCUAUUUAUCUACUUGCACUUUGAGGUGCUUUUGAACUGCUAGGUUGGCAGGAGCAGGGACCGAGCAACGGGAGCUCACCCCGUCGCUGGGAUUCGAACCGCUGACCUUCUGAUUGGCAAGUCCUAGGCUCUGUGGUUUAACCCACAGCGCCAUCCAUGUCCCAUGUUCUUAUAGUACAAAUUGCAAAACAAUGCAAAAUAUUUUCCUUAUCGGCCUUAUUUAUGUAGGUUGCCCAGUUCAGCUUUUCGUGGUCCAAAAUGUUGAUUUCAAAAAACUAAUUACUUUUUUUAAGCAGAGAGUACAGACAGUGCCUGUAGUAACCUCUAUCACCACAAACUUAUGAUAUUCAGAGUCUGUUAUCUCUUCCCUGCAGGUUAUCUCUCCUGUUGUCGAUUCCUAGAUGACAACAACAUUGUGACCAGCUCUGGGGACACCACAUGGUGAGUGUAUCUUAUCUAUCCAUGUAGGAAGGGGAGAGAGAGAGAGACAGUAGGAGAGAGAUUGAUGAAGGAAUGACAAGUGCUUGAAGGAAAAAAUUAUUUCAGCCCCAGUAUGUUUCAGAAUAAUCCUCCUUCAGGAACAUUGUAUAUAUUAAACACACACAAACACACACAGAGAGAGAUAGCACUGGGACAGUAUUAUGUUUCAUAAUCUCAUAAUACAGUAAAUAUGAAACAAAGUGAUUAAAUUACUUAUUAUAAAGGGUGGAUAUAGUUUCACAAUAUACAAACAGAACAGAACAAAACAAAACAAAACAAAACAAAACAAAACAAAACAAAACAAAACAGUAUAGGAAGAAACCAUUAAUAACCUUUAUUACAUUUCAUGUAGCAUACAAAAAUCUCAAAACUAUUUCCAGCAAAGCAUCUGGAUUUAGAUUUCAUUGUACCUUAGUACACCAGUACAUGGUGAAAAAAGUCCAUUUUUAAGCAAAGCAGCCAUAAUUUCCCUUACCCUCUCUGACCUGAAUCAUACUAGUCAGUUUAACUGUGCAGGCUAUAUCCCAAACUUUGGGUAGCCAGGAUAUUUUAUUCCAGCUGUAAACAAUAAUUAUACAAACUGCACAAAAUAAAUAAAGGAACCUCUCCCUGUCACCUUUUGAUAUACCCAAAAGGAGUAGUCAGUGGAUCUCUCGGUAAGCUUCAUCCAGUGAUAAUUUUGAUUUCCUAAGUAUUUUAGGACACUUCCAAAAAAUAUGUAAAAUGUCAGCAACGGGCAUCUUACAUCUCCAACAUAAACCACUCGCUGUUUCAUAUGCACAAGUGAAACAUUAUGAUUUUAAGGAUCCUUAAAGCCACAACCAGAUCAGAUACAAGAGCAGAGGAGGUGGCAAUUUUAGUAAUGUUGCCAUUUCUGUUAGCUGCCUUGAGGUCUGUUUUGAGGAAAGGUGGGACAGAAGUACUUUAAAUAAACAAAUGAGAGAGAGAGAGAGAGAGAGAGAGAGAGAGAGAGAGAGAGAGUGUUUCUCUGGGUGAACCCAUGAGCAGAACAGCCCCAUCACUCUGUUCCUCUCUCCUCCUCAAUGCCCCCUCACUGCAGUAUGCUCUGGGACAUUGAAACCGGACAACCGAAGACAACGUUCGUCGGCCACACUGGAGACUGCAUGAGCCUGGCCGUCUCCCCAGACUUCAAUCUUUUCAUCUCUGGAGCCUGCGAUGCCUCGGCCAAGCUGUGGGAUGUCCGGGAGGGCAGCUGCCGCCAGACUUUCACAGGGCACGAGUCGGAUAUCAACGCCAUCUCUGUAGGUUCCUCUAAGUGGCCGGGCCCAGAGCUGAGGGGUGGUGGCAGGACUGGAAUAAAGGUCAGGGGAAGGCAGCUAGUGUUAAAAUAAUGGGCAGGGGCUGCAGAAUAGGAGGGGAGUGAGAUCAUUGUUUGCACCCACACCGACUCGGCCCCGAACACACUGACCAGAUGCUUGGAAGCUGUGGCUGGAUGGUUUCGUGGGAGCUGAUUGAAACUAAAUCCUUCGAAGACAGAGGUCCUAUGGCUAGGUUGGGAUGGCAUGGGGAUGAGAGACCAGCUCCCUUCUCUUGCAGGGGCCCAAUUAGUGCCAUUGCCUUCCGUUAAGAGUUUGGGUGUAAUCCUUGACGCCUCCCUUUCCAUGGAGGCGCAAGUUACAGCAACAGCCAAGGCGACAUUUUUCCACCUUCGCCGCAUCAAGCAGUUGGUCCCUUACCUUUCCCGCCCCGACCUGGCCACAGUGAUCCAUGCGACGGUCAUCUCCAGGCUUGACUACUGUAAUUCGCUCUACGUGGGGCUGCCCUUGAAGCUGUCCCAGAAACUCCAGCGGGUGUGAUGUAUCUGAGGGGUGGUCAUAGGUUACACCCCUUCUGUGAUGUAUGUAUAAUGUUUCUGGGGGUGGUCUCGAUCGACAGGAUGGGAAUUUCAAAAGUCUUUAUAAGCCCUUUCACAGCAUUUUUGUGGGUGCUCCUCUUUUCCUGCAUGUAAGGGGAGCACCCUGUUGCAACAGAUCAAUAAAGAUCAGGCUUACUAGCUGCUUUGCUUCUCAAUAUUCUCUGGUUGGCCUCUGUUAUUCUCUCCUACCAAUAGGGAACCUGUGUAAGGACUCUAUAUGGGCAUAUUUUUAUUUACAACAGAAGAAUGCUGCAGCGAGGCUCCUCACGGGGUCUCUGCCAUGGGAGCAUAUUCACCCAGUGCUUUUCAAGCUGCACUGGCUCCCGGUUGAGUACAGGGUCAGAUUUAAGGUGCUGCUUUUGAUCUUUAAAGCCCUUCACGGCCUAGGACCCUUGUACCUACGGGACCGCCUCUCCCGGUCUGCCCCACGGAGAGCCUCAAGGUCCAUAAACAGCAACACCCUAGUGGUCCCAGGCCACUUGAAGAUUGGCUUCAACCAGAGCCAGGGCCUUUUCAACUCUGGCUCCGGCCCGGUGGAACGCUCUGCCUCAUGAGACCAGGGCCCUGCAGGAUCUGAUUUCUUUCCGCAGGGCCUGUAAGACAGAGUUGUUCCGCCUGGCCUUUGGCUUGGAGCCAAUUUGAUUCCCUCCCUCUCUUUUCUUUUUUCUUUUCCUUCUCCUCCUGCGAUGAGGCUACAUUUUAAUAUUUUAAUGUUUCAAUAUUUUAAUGUUGUAUUUUAAUUUUGUUUUUAAGUUGUAAUCAUUCAACUUGUUUUUAUUAUUGCUUGUAAGCCGCUCUGAGCCCGGCCUUGGCUGGGGAGGGCGUGGUAUAAAUAAAAUUUAUUAUUAUUAUUAUUAUUAUUAUUAUUAUUAUUAUUAUUAUUUAUUAUCUGUCUCUGCCCAGUUCUUCCCCAAUGGCGAGGCCAUUUGCACUGGUUCCGACGACGCCACCUGUCGCCUCUAUGACCUCCGGGCAGACCAGGAGCUCAUUGUCUACUCACACGAGACCAUCAUCUGCGGAAUUACCUCAAUUGCGUUCUCCCGCAGUGGACGGCUCCUGCUGGCUGGAUACGAUGAUUUUAACUGCAAUAUCUGGGACUCCCUAAAAGCAGAACGUGUGGGUGAGUAGGCUGUGCCCCGGAGCUAGAAUCUCUCUAUGCCAGCUACUUCCCUUCCAGGGACAAAGACCGUCUUCUCCCUCAGGAAAGCGUGUCGGUUUAUUUUAUUUUAAAGUAUUUAUAUAUCAUCACACUGAUUCCAGCAUGGGUCACAACAAUGAAUUCCAUAUGCAAGUACAGUGGUACCUCGGGUUACAUACACUUCAGGUUACAGACUCCGCUAACCCAGAAAUAGUGCUUCAGGUUAAGAACUUUGCUUCAGGAUGAGAACAGAAAUUGUGCUCCGGCGGCGCAGCGGCAGCAGGAGGCCCCAUUAGCUAAAGUGGUGCUUCAGGUUAAGAACAGUUUCAGGUUAAGUACGGACCUCCGGAACGAAUUAAGUACCGUAUUUUUCGCCCCAUAGGACACACCUAGUUUUUUGGGGGGGAAAUAAAGAAAAAAAAUUAUUUUCCCCCCAGGUGCGGGGCUGGGGCGCGGGAAGCGAACUCACGCAGCUCUUCCACGGCUAGCGUAGAGCUGCGUGAAGCCCGAAGCUUGGGGCGUGCUGAGCUCAGCGAGCCCCAAGCUUCUGGGUGCUGGCAAGCUCUCUGCUAGCCGUGGGAGAGCCGCGCACCGACCCCCCUCGCUCUCCAGGCUUCAGCGAAAGCCUGCAUUCGCCCCAUAGGACACACACACAUUUCCCCUUCAUUUUUGGAGGGGAAAAAGUGCGUCCUAUAGGGCGAAAAAUACGGUACUUAACCCGAGGUACCACUGUAUUUAAAAUAACACCUGCUGGGACUUUUGCUCUUUCAUUGUACAUUGCCUUGGAACGCUUGGGUAGAAGGUGAUCAAUAAGUUGUUAUUAGUAAUACUAAUAAAUGUGAAGGACAGAAGGUGGAAUAGAAAUCAAACCAACACGAAGGGGUGUUAUAUGAAUCGUCAGGGUUCUAUCAUCUUUUUGAAAUGUAUGUCGCUUGGAAACCUUAGUAACAUGUGACUAAUAAAUCUAAUUAAUAGUAGUAAAGGUAAAGGUACCCCUGACCGUUAGGUCCAGUCGCGGACGACUCUGGGGUUGCGCGCUCAUCUUGCUCUAUAGGCCGAGGGAGCCGGCGUUUGUCCGCAGACAGCUUCUGGGUCAUGUGGCCAGCAUGACUAAGCCGCUUCUGGCUGUUUACCUUCCCACCGGAGUGGUACCUAUUUAUCUACUUGCACUUUGACGUGCUUUCAAACUGCUAGGUGGGCAGGAGCAGGGACUGAGCAAUGGGAGCUAACUCCGUCGCAGGGAUUCGAACCGCCGACCUUCUGAUCGGCAAGCCCAAGAGGCUCAGUGGUUUAGACCACAGCGCCACCCUAGAUAUGUCAGAGCUCAGGCUACUGUCACUCACUCUUUCUCCAAAAUGCUACUUUGCUGCAUCCCCUCGCCCACCCCUUGAGGGCUCUCUAAUUGUGCAACUUCAGGCCGAAGUGGUACGACUUUACUGUUUGUAUAAAGUGGUUCAGAGGCUUGGGAAUGGUGUUGAGAUGUGGACUUUAAUGUAUUGCAGGACCAUCCACAACAACAAGCAUAGGUUGAGUGAUAAACAAAGAGCUACUCUGUCACAUAUCAAGCUGCCCAAAUGGAGCCCAUGCUUUGAGUAGCUCUGAUGCAGCAAGUGAAUGGCAGCCAGAGACAAAUUUGGUGGCACCCGGACUUUGGAAUUCCUUCCUUAAAGGGACCUGGGUCCUUCCUUCCUCUUAUGCUUCCAGUUAUUUCAUCAUAAACUUUAUUGCACUAGUCAAAGGCCAUGGCAUCAUUCACAAAGGGAACAAAAAGAAAAGCAACAAUAACCAUAAAAACACUGCAGAUACAAUAAACCACAAUCACUUCUCCUAAAAAUUAUUUGUUGCAUACGAUAGAAUAGCAAGGGGUUCUCAGCAGCUUAGAGAAUAUUUUAACUUGGGUGGAAUCUACACUCAUAGAAAAAAAAACGCUGUGAAAAUGCUUCUUUAAAAAACAUUUUGAAAAAUAUAUUGAAUGUGCCAUAGCUCACCAUCACCAUCUAGUGCUGCAUUUGUAUAUUGCACUUCACAACACAUUUAAAAUGUUUUAUUUGCAGCUGUAUAGCCGAGUCCCAAGUUUCCCAUUUUGUCAUGGCCAUGAUUCUUGGCUUGUAUCUGUUCGUUUACACCACGUUUUCUGCUUUGUUAGGUUAGGUGCCUCGGUCUGCAUGGCAGAAAGAUGGGAUGCAAGUAUUUCCAAAGUGUUCCUAAUGGGUUUCCAUCCAUUCCCCUGUCAGGAAUCCUGUCUGGACAUGACAACCGGGUGAGCUGUUUGGGCGUAACCGCAGACGGCAUGGCUGUGUCUACCGGCUCCUGGGACAGCUUCCUGAAAAUCUGGAACUGA